Messenger RNA from Vigna angularis (adzuki bean), 1637 nucleotides. RefSeq lists its product as uncharacterized. The transcript has 11 exons. NCBI's taxonomy places the organism in Eukaryota, Viridiplantae, Streptophyta, Magnoliopsida, Fabales, Fabaceae. The record is from RefSeq and is a predicted model, not a curated record. Bases 199 to 1278 code for a protein of 359 amino acids.
UGAUCGGACGCAAAGGACUAAGUACUGAAACUCGAGGAAGAAGAGAAAGCAUGACCCUCUUGUUGUGUCCGAUCGAAGAAACCAGCCAUGGAUUUGUGUUCGUGAUUUGAGCCACGCUACGAUCACUUCGAUUUGAAUCCUAACACUCUUCACUUUCCCCAUCCCAUUUUUUUUUCUCUCCAAGUGCUUUCCACAACAAUGAUGUCCCCGAACCGCGUCUCAGAGGAUCGGGGCAACCCACCUCAUCAUUUCAGACAGACACCCUUGCAGAUAAUCCAUAUUCUUGCGAAUUUCAUGAGGAUAUGGUCUAUAUACUCCAUGUACCGCUACAUUGAACAGACUGGUGCUUCUGUUGUUCUUUUUCUGUUUGCCUGCCUGGCCCCAGCGUCCAUCCUAUUUUUGAUUUUGCAGAAGCCUUGGAGGGGCAGGCCUCUUUCUAAUACGCAGGUUGUUCCUUCUAUAAUAAAUGGUGGUAUAACAGCACUGUAUCUGGUCUUAUGGGGAAAGGGACUGAAAUCAUGUGGACCAGCUAGAGCAAUAUUGGCCGAGUAUUCUGGUGCGGUUCUUGGAGUACUUUCUGCAGUGUUAUAUGGUAGGAGAGCUCAUAUGUGGAAAAAGAUAGGUGGCCUAGUUGCCAUGCUGGCAUCUUUAUACCUGCUAUCAGAAGGAUGGGCUACUGCAACGUAUUCUCCAUUCUCUUGGGAAGAUCGAGAUAGUUCUGAGUCUCAGACUGAACCAGUUUUGGGCCUGAAGUUAAUGUUAAUACCUAUAAUUGCUGGUAUUCUAUCUGCACUGAGGAGAGUCAUUGCUCGGCGUGUUUCAAUCAAGAAUCAACUUAAAAGGCGGCUCCAUGGCUUAACUAUUGCUUCUGCAACAUGUUUUAUGUUUCCCAUUGCCAUGUGGGACAUGAUCAUAGGCUCAUCAUCCGAAUCUGAUAACAAUAAAAAGUUGCCAUUCUCUGCUUGGGCCUUCUUCAGCACUAUUUUGUUUGGAAACAUUGUGAUAUUCUAUGCUGACAGUAUUGCAGAGGAGAGAUUGCAUAUGGUUUUCUCCUCACCAAGGCAUUUAGCAGCAGCUAGUGCAUGCAUCAUCAUAAUGGAGAAUGUGUACAAGAUGGAUUUUUCUCUUGCAGGAUUCACAAUUUGCUGCUUAAUAUUAGGUUUUGGGAUACACGAAGCAACUUCAUUGGAGCUCAGUAGAAAAGAUUCCGUUAAAAAUUCAGAUUCAUCAAUUAGAGAAUUUGAUGAUCCAAUCCAGAUGUCACCCCUGCCUACUUGAUUUUUUGCAGACAAGAUGUUAUAUGUUGUGAAGAUGUAUUUUGUUGAACACCACUUUUUGGAAGCUCCAGCAUCUAGUUUGCUACACACCAAAUUCUUGAUGAUUGAUCUUAUCUUUGUUGGUUUGAGAACCAAUUUUGACCUACAAAGAUCAUUACUAGUCUGCUAGUUUAUUGUGUAGUUUAGGAGUAAUUUUCCACCAUGAAAAAAGCAGCAUCAUUGUUCCUGGUCCUGGUAGAUGUUCUUUGAAUCUUGUUAUAAUCAAAUCAUCCAAAUCAGCUAACCACACUUUGUAAUGAAAUUAUGAAUCUGCCAAUCUGUUGGUUUUUCCCUGUAUAUUAUUUCCACUCUUUUUCUUUC